AGUCGGACAGAACUAAAGAAAUGUCAAUGUCAGUGUGGACAAAAAUCUGUAUCUGAUUGUUGCAGCCUUCUGUACUGAAUAUGAAUAGGAACAAGUAGAAGUGCCACCAGCAGAACAAUAUAGCGCUACUGCAGGAGGCCGCUGGGUUUGUUCUUUCUACAUCGGCAAAACUGUUGCUUCGAUGCAUGUUCGCUAUGGACGACGUUUCAACAUUCCGCAGCAUUUUUACGUAGAUGUCCUCGUCUAGCGGCAGUGGCGACGAUCCCGCAAAGCCGCCGGACGUUCCACCGCAGCACGGAGCUACGGGCGUGGGUGGCAGUGCAGCAGGUGGUGGCACCAGUAGCGCCUCCUCGACGUCAACAUCGCAACAAAGCCCAGCUGCUCCGACGGAUAGUAACUAUAAUCCGGAAGGGGCGGCUCCCGGAGCAGCGCAGCCGCAGCGCGGUGGCGGAGGUGCACCACCUGCGCCAACAAUGUACGGAUACGGCGGAAACCCAUACGGCAUUGCCGGGAACAGGUGCGAAGAAAGAUUUUCAAGCUUUUGAUUUUGUAUUUUUUGCCGAGUCGCUGUCGUCGUCGCCUUUAGAACCCUUUAUUUCAUUUACUGUGAUGACAAUGAUUUGGAGGUCAAACAAGUCAAACUGUACAGUGAGUGCAUAAUUAACAUAAGUUGCUCUCCAUUCAUAGGUUUACGUUUAGUCUGUCUACUUCGUUUCGAUUUUUCGUACACAAGAACACUCCCGAAAAAUUGACACAGUGGCGUGAUGCAGAAUGGCGGUGUGGGCGGUUCCGGAGCCAGCGACGCGAACAAUCCGUACAUGCAGCAACAGCCCGGCAUGGCACCGGGAACGGCACCAAAUGCGCAAGCCAAACUUCCGGUGCGGGAGGAUAUGGUCAAGCAGGCGCUAACUUUCCUCAAUCAUGACACUGUCCGCAAGACCGCGUCGGAGAGCCAAAAACGCACCUUUCUCCUGCAGAAGGGUCUCACCGAAGAGGAGAUCACGGAGGCCCUCGGCAGGGUAGGCACCUGGACGGGGGCAGCGGGGGCCCCGACCGCGCCGGGGGGCGCGUCGGCCAGUUCUAGUUCGAAUCCGAAAGUCGUGUACCCUCCGCCUGCGUAUCUGUACCAGGACAACGAUGGUAAGAUGGAUUGUUUUGCGGGUGAGAUGAAAAAAGUCAGACUCAGGGGCUCAGUGUAGAGACGAAUAUACGAAGAUUCUAAUUUCAUUGUCCGUCGCCUGUGGUGCUACAAGAGAAAAACAUCACAUCGCAUAUACCUAAAUGGCAUCUCCAGACUCCAGCGUCCUCCGCACUUUUCUCCAAGUUUCGGGCGCAUUUUACACCAGAGGAAAAAGCUCGCAUGCCACCAAACAAUGAAAAAACAAGCACAACGAUAGCAAAGCCUUUCUUGCGUUAGAGUUCUUUAUUAAACAAGAUCGUACUUAAACUUAUCAUGCAUGGCUUCGUCCGCGUGAAAUUCGAUAUUUCUUUUCUCAUUUGUCGUGUUGGCAUUGCAUUAGUACGUUGCUGUGGUCGCAGCUUUCUUCCUCGCGAUACGUUGAGCAUCGGGGCCCUGGCGUACCGCUGGCUCCAGAAAAACGAAACCUGGAUUCAGGAACGAACCGGCGUCUCACUCGGGAUCGGUACCACAUGAAAUUUAUUGAGUGUACAAUGUCCCACUCGGGCUCCGACGCCGGUCCCAAUGUAAUGAAUUGUCAUCCCAUUUUUAGAUUCAGAAGAUGGUUUUGAUGAAUGCUGCCUUAGUUUUGCUCGAUUCGUGUCAAACAACCAAAACUCAUAGGCCCCUCCCCCUUGGAGAGCGGCCUCGAAGGAGCCGACUUCGAGCAGGGCGGCGCGGGCUUGCUCGUCAAACAGACGAUGGAUAAGCAGGCCGACGAGAUUUCCCAGCUGAAGGGAGUUGUCGAGGAAUUGAAGCAAAGCAACAGGGAGUUGCAGGAAGACCUGGCGCGACAAAAUGGGCAAUUGAUGCAGACCAUGUCGUAUCCUGUGCAAAAGUAGUAUCGUGUACUUGUCAUACCAUAACAGAAUUGCAUAGACUGCAUGAUGUUGUGCGAAUUCUUAUCUCUCUAUCUUUCCCUGUUCUAUUCAGUAUUAGAAUGUCCAAUCAAUAGGGUUUUUCCGAGUUGUUGGGAAGACUACUCGUGGUGCAAUUUGUACUACGCUUCGUCACUCUCACUUUUGCGCUGCACACAUCGCAAUUGAUGGAAAAGACGCAACAGCUGCAGAGUACCGCAACGGCAAGCAGCAAGGUUGGUAACAAGGACGACCCACUUCAAAGCGAAAAGAUCGCCGACUCCGUCGUUGCAAAGCUGGACGUCGAACGGCUUGCGGAAGUGGUAGCAGCAAAGCUGGAUACCAACGCCAGCCUCAUGGCCAAGCGCUUUGACGUAUUCGAGCAAAACAUAGUUUGGGUUUGUACACGUCUCUGUAUGGGUUGUGUGUAGAAGUGUGCUUGUUGUGUUUUGUGUCCUAGUGCGUUGCAACGUGGAAGGAUAUAGUGAAGUGGAUCAUCUGCAUGAAUUACCUUUACCAUCAGUCGGCUGUUGUACUUUCUAAACAAAACAAAUUCUGUAUUUUUGCAGACGCCGAGCGCCACGCCGUCACACGCCACCGACGUCGCGCAGCAGGCCCCAGGAGACCCAACCACGUACCGCAAGAAAAAACACUAUCUCAGUCUCAACUGGUUACUUACAGCACUGAAACUCCUCGAGACAGUUUUGCUAUUUUUCUCAUGCUUGAUAGGCAAGAAGUGUAGGGUACUUACCUUUUGUACGGAUUUUCGUUCGCGUCUGAAGCUGCAUAACAGAUUCGGUGUUUCAUGCUGAGCGAAUUUGUGUUAUUGCUGAGCAGGCUACGUCUGCAAAGGUUUGGGACUGAGACACUUUUUUUUCUGGGAUCCCAUGCCCGCGGCAGUUAGUCACCUGAAGGAACAGCAGCCCGCGUCGAGCAGCAGCACAAGCACACCGGCGGCAGUGAAAACCACCUCGAUUGCAACACCGGGGUCCGGCAACGAAAAGGAUGGGAAGACGAGUGAAGAAAGUGCGGCGCCAGCAACCAGCAGUAAACCCGGACUGGACCUACCAGCGGAGGAUAUCACAAAGUGGAAGGGGGAGAUGAAGCGGCUGCUCCUGAAGCUGGUGAAAGCCUGCGAAACCAAGCAGGACGCCUCGAAGACGCUCAACAUGCUGUCUAUGCAAUACAAACUCAGAAUUCAAUUACCCUUGCCGUUCACGUACAAACGGACGAACUUGCAUUUUGCAAAUUCCGGAGCCUACGACCUAGGUCAUGAGAUCUAAAUGAAAAAUAAACUAACAUAAAGGUUGGUAGAUGUAGAUCAGGAGUGUUGUGGUCAUGCGUAGUCGACGUCAUUCGUAAUUGCGCUUGUACGUUUGCGGCGAGUUGUACUACAUUACCAGUGCAUACUGUAUCUAGUGAUGGAGAACCUGCGGAAACACCCGGGGCAGGACAAAUACAGAAAGGUACUAUGUGGAAAAGAUUUCGCUACCUGAACCUGUAGUCUCUGAAAAAGAGAAAGAUCUCGCAGUUUUCUUGAAAGGGUGGUACUUAUUUUAUACACCGUCCACCUCGCAGACCAACACCAAGAAUUCACGAUUGUUGCGUUGUUGUGAACGAGUGAUUUAUUUUCCUUUUCGCAAAAAAAAGUUGAAAAAACAACAGGUGAACACGGCCUCCAGCCGGUUCAAGGAGCGAUUGGGCAACAAGAUCGCGGCCUCCGAAAUUCUGUUGCUCCUUGGUUUUGAGAAGAAGGGCCAGAACUUCGCCUACGGGCUGGAUAAGGCGCAGCAGGAAGAAGUCGCGCGAACGAACACGCUGCCGAUCCAGCCGGACGUGUGUCCAGUCGUGCUCGCCGUGGAUGUAGUUUCGGAGUCAUUGCACAGCAUUGACUCCUUCUGGACCGAAGCGCAAGCCAGCGGGCAAGAGGCGACUGUUGGGGAAGCGCAACCAGUGGACCCUGCGAAAGAUGCUGCCGCAGCAAGGAGUAAAUCCACGGGCACGAGUGCGGGCAACGGCGCUGGGACGGCGGUGCGUGGCGGACCGCAAAUCCGAGAUUUGCUAGCCGAGGAGGAGCAGGCCGCGGCGAAUGGCAAAGAAUGACUGUGAAUUGGUCGUCUAGUUCUUUGGGAGGUGUGAGAGUGAAGAGAACCGAAAAAAGCCAAAGCACAGCUCGCUAGCUCGACAACUCUCUUUUUGUAUAGGGAGUCACCGACUUGGUCGGUCAGAUGAUAUAUUUCAUAUGGAUCUUCAGGCGGACAAUCUAAGUUACAGUUCUUGCUCUCAUAGAGCUUUCCCGCGCAGAGUUCUUUUUUUCACACAAUAAC
Amoebophrya sp. A120 is the source of this 4361-nucleotide messenger RNA. The record is from the annotation of a GenBank genome assembly. Lineage: Eukaryota; Dinophyceae; Syndiniales; Amoebophryaceae.